UCUUUAUGCAUCCAUGAAAAGCAUAGACUGGAAAAAAGUAAGGCUGGUGGGCUGGUGUUCUCAUAGUGACCUCAAGUCUCGCGUUACCAGCCUGCCAAAUCCCAUCAAAGAAACCAACCAGGAAGUGAAUGGCGGAAAUAUUAUAGAUCCACCUCACGCUUAUAGCUGACAACUUUUUUUUUUCGACAGUUACGUCUUUUUCCCACCCUGAAUGGAGAGGCCAGGCGUGCUAGCAACACUUCAGAUAAAAACGGCGGACGGAUUUAGAUAAACGAUGUCACGUUUAACAAGCCUGCAGGAUGUGUAACGUGAACGGACGGAGAGCCAGCCGAUGAUCCAGCUGAGAGUGUCCUGUCACCGACAUAUGGCCCUGCUCCUCAGCUAGCCGUGGGAGUCAACGCAACGAGACAACGCUUGCAUCAUGUUCCUGAAAACAUCGUUCACCAGUCUGAUCGUAGGGGUGUUUGUGGUGUACGUGCUCCACACCUGCUGGGUGAUGUACGGGAUAGUGUACACCAAACCCUGCGACAGCCCCAAAGGUGACAACUGUAUCACACCCUUCCUGGCAGGGAACCCGAAACUACAGUUGAGUAUCUACACUGCACUGCGUCCCAACGCAGAGGGAGGACAUACUCUGAUCCACAAAGAGGAAGACUUUGAUGUCAACAGCAAGUUUGAGAGGAUAGUCAAUGUCUCCCUACCUAAGAAGACCCGUAACAACGGCACUUUAUAUGCACUAAUAUUCGUCCACCAAGCUGGUUUCACUCCAUGGCAGGAUCCGCGACAGGUCCACUUGGUGGCUCAGCUCACCACAUACAUGGUCCCUAAACCGCCUGAGAUCUCUCUGAUAUCCGGAGAGGAUCAAACACAGGGUCAGAAAGACGAGGCCCAGCAGAAGAAACAGAGUGAUGGUAAUCCUGCAGCAGGAGAAGGUGCUGGAAGCGGACCCACUUCCACAUCAGAUCACCCAGUUUCCCACUGGCGCACCCGCCUCACGCUCAACAUUGUCGGCGACCACUUCCUGUUUGACAGAGAAUAUCUGCCAAGCGACGUCCACAGAUACCUCAGAGUAUUCCAAAAUAAUAAGAAGAUGGUGUAUCUACCUCUGCUUUUUGUUGAUGAGCUCAGCAACCGGGUCAAGGACCUCGUGGAGAUCAACAGUACCUCCAUGGAGCUUCCUCUGACCAUUUCCUAUGACUCCAUUUCUCUGGGAAGACUGCGAUUCUGGAUCCACAUGCAAGACGCUGUUUACUCUCUGCAGCAGUUUGGUAUGACGUUCUCUCUCUCUCUUUCUCUUUCUCUUUCUCUCACCCGCACACUUAAACACAGUUCUGUCCAGGAGCCGUUCCCUCCUAAUAUCAUGUGUCCGUCUAUGUCCAUGUGUGCUGCAGGUUUCACCGAGAAGGAUGCUGAUGAGAUUAAAGGGAUCUUUGUGGAUACCAACCUGUACUUCCUGGCUCUGACUUUCUUUGUAGCCGCCUUCCAUCUCCUCUUUGACUUCCUGGCCUUCAAGAAUGACAUCAGCUUCUGGAAACAGAAGAAAAGCAUGGUGGGAAUGUCAAGCAAAGCAGUGCUUUGGCGGUGUUUCAGCACCAUAGUGAUUUUCCUCUACCUGUUUGAUGAGCAGACCAGCCUGCUUGUCCUCAUACCUGCUGGCAUUGGCUCGAUCAUUGAGGUAUGGAAAGUGAAGAAGGCCUUUAAAAUUCAGGUUUUCUGGAAAGGAGGCAAACCAACGUUCCUGUUCGGCAAACUAGAUGAAUCGGAGAGGAGAACAGAAGAGUACGAUACUCUGGCCAUGAAGUAUCUGUCAUACCUCCUGUACCCGCUUUGUAUUGGAGGUGCUGUGUACGCUCUGAUAUACCUACGAUACAAGAGUUGGUACUCAUGGUUGAUCAACAGUUUGGUGAACGGUGUAUAUGCAUUUGGCUUCCUCUUCAUGCUUCCUCAACUUUUUGUCAACUAUAAGCUGAAAUCUGUGGCCCACCUGCCCUGGAAAGCUUUUAUGUACAAGGCAUUCAAUACCUUCAUCGACGACGUGUUUGCCUUCAUCAUCACCAUGCCAACAUCUCACAGACUGGCCUGUUUCAGAGAUGAUGUUGUGUUUCUCAUUUACCUCUACCAGAGAUGGCUCUACCCAGUGGACAAGACGAGAGUAAAUGAAUAUGGAGUUUCUUACGAUGAAAAACCCAAAGGAAAGACUCACAAGGACUAGAAAGGAAAGACGAGCUUCCAUUAUUUGGUAUCUGCUGGUUUUGUCUUCUGUCCGCUGGUCUUUACUGAUUUCAUCUCAUUUAAUCGUCCAGAGGCACCAGGAAAAAUGUUUUUGUUUCUGGUCAGUUAGUUUUAAAUGGACCAGUCGCAUCCUUGUGGUUUGUCAACUUUUUUUUUUUUUUAUCCCAUCCCAUAGUGCAAAGUGUUUUGAAAGGUCAACAUCUGUUUUUCUGCCAUUUGCAGUCCGGAGAGGGUUUUUGUUUGUUUGUUCUGCAGUGUGUGACUGGACCGGAGGAUCAAUAAGAUCAAUCUGUAAUCUUUUUCAAACCGAUGCAACAACCUGAAAAUACUUGUUAGUGAUCGGUGUGAAAUGGAUGGACCUGAGUUUAAAAGGCACUGCUCACUUUUGGUAUGAAAAAAAACAAAACACUGAUGACUACAGUAACUCUACUAUAGUAAAUAUUGGUGAUAACUUUGAGCAUUCUGUGCCAUAAAUUUCGUUCUUCCUGUUUUUCAAACACUAUUCCUCAUCUGUUGGAACAACUCCAUCCGGUUAAUAUAACUGACGGUCAAUUUCAGCCUUGGUUUCCAGCUUUGGGUGUUUGUAAAUUGUGCUAAGCUGCAGGAGUAUAACAUGAUUUAUUAGAUUGAAUUGCACUCCUGUUUUAGGCUGAAACCACUUCCUGAGAAACUCUGUAAAUAUUGUAUUGUCAGAAUAUUAACUGCAAUGUCAAAAAGGGAUUAUUAUCAUUUUAAUCAUUUGUGUUUACAAAUUCCAGUUAACUGGCAGAGUACAUUUUGAGGAGAGCCUGGUUCAGACCACUUUGAGAAACUUAAUUUCUAAAUACAUAUAUCUAGCAGUCGCAAAACAAGAGCUACUUGGUUAAUCUGAGAGGCUUCAUUAAAUAUCCUUAAGACUACAUAAUCCAGCUGCUUGUUUUACGCCUGCCGUAUAUCACACAAGCUAGCUUUCAUGUCAAGGGGCAACUGAAGCCGGCUGUGUGACUGCAGAGGGCUAGAAAUACUGUGCAUUGAAAAAUUAUAGCACUAUAUCCACUAAAAAUGGGUUUAAUUACCUUGAACAAAGGGCUGACAUGAGGAGGCAGCUUUAUUCAUUUACUUUUUCAGGCACUUCUAUGUUGUUAUUCCAUAUGACUUCAUAAACAUGAAAUCUGACAUUGAUUUGAAACUGAUAAUUACAGUAACGCUCAUAUAAUAGGCAAAUUUGGGCAGCACUGAAACAUAAGUGGAUGUGUUAUUGGCUCAGUUAAAAAAAAUAUAAAAAAUGGAGUGCUUUUCUAGAAAUCAUAUGAAAUUAUGUUAAAAAAAAUCCUUGUUAAAAAGGCUGUUAACAAUUUACCUGUUAUAGAAAGUAUCAAUAUGUAGACAUUUCAAAGUGUUUAUCCUAAAUUAUCGUGUGGACAAAACAAACGCAAGUUAAUUCUGGGACAAAUUCCAGAAUGACAGAGUGUUUAACCUGCCUGUUGAAAAGGGGCUUAAAAAUGACAGAAAUUUGUGUCAGAAAUUUCAAAUAAAUCACUUUAAGAAUUUUAACAAUGUAAUUUUCACCUAUCCACAUCUAAUGGCUGCUGUAGAAGCAAAAUAGAAGAUUCUUGAUUUGUUGCCAUGGUGACUGAAUGAAUUGCUUGAACAUUCCAGAAUCUUGAGCUGCAGUAGAAGAGGAGAUUCUGGUUUGUUGCCGUGGUGACUAUAUAAAUUGCCUAAGCAUUCCAGAAUCUGAUGAAAGUUCUAGAAUCUGUUGAGCUGAACAGUCUGAGCGUCCUGCUCCGUCUACACAUUAAAAUAAUACUGAAUUUUGCUUCACUGUAACACAGAAGGAUACCACUGAAAGCCACAUUGUCCUUUCCAUCCAGUCUAGUUUUGUGGUUUUACCUGCUUGAGUAUUUUUUUAUUUUUUUAUUUUUUUUUUUACAUAUCAGGGCCAAGAAAAUAUGUUAGUGCCAAAUGUGAGAGUGAUUCUUUGAACUGUUUGUGAGCUUUAUACGUUCACCAUAAAUGGUCCAUUUGAUGUUUUUAAAUAGACACUGACAUUCUGGGAAGCAAAAUUAUAAAUGAUAUGACUUAAAGAAAGUAUUACUACAUCUGAAUUCACACAUUUGUCACAUUUUGAUUGUUGUUGUGUUGUGUUAUGUUCUAGUUCAUGUUCAGAUAUGAGGAUAUAUUAGGUCUGUCUACAAAGAUCAGCGCAGGUUUUCUAUUCCGGUGUAAAUGCAGCCAGCAGAGAUUCACCAGAAAUAUGCCUUGAAAUGGUUUACUUAUUGUAAUGUAAAUAAAGUUGACUGAACAUGUUA
Messenger RNA from Thunnus maccoyii (southern bluefin tuna), 4523 nucleotides. RefSeq names its product CLPTM1 like (gene clptm1l). The record is from RefSeq and is a predicted model, not a curated record. Gene Ontology annotation, cellular component: endomembrane system; membrane. The transcript is spliced from 17 exons. NCBI's taxonomy places the organism in Eukaryota, Metazoa, Chordata, Actinopteri, Scombriformes, Scombridae. The coding region runs from base 422 to 2212 and encodes 596 amino acids.